CAUUCACAGUUUGUCAUAUUGUCACAGUGAAGAAAACCACACUUUAUAUUCUGGAUGGAAUGCACCACUAGCCAAGCCCUAUGGUCAAGCAAAUUGAUCACAUAGUUAAAUAGUGCUGACACUACAUAAUGUUGAGACUGUCCGUCCAAGAUCCAAUGUCUGUCGAGUGACACAAAGAUACUGAAUGCAUGAAACAGUCAUUGAAAUAAUGUCCACCCCCCUCUCAUAUUUGAUAUAUUGUAACUAGGAUGGCAAAACUGAUAAACAAAUAGAUCAAAUUUUCACCCAUUUUUCUUGCUCUGCAGACCAGGCUGAGACUAUGAGAGACUAGGUAUAUGUCAACACAAUAACUGAUACAGUGUUGAAGCAUCAAGUUGACCCUAGCUUGCUGGUCUUUCCUAGCCCCUGGGCACUGUGAUGAUAUUUAUGGACAGCAUUCCAUGUGGCAGGUUGUGAUACAGAGUAGUAAUAGCUUAUCACUGUUUAAACUAGGGUAGGACAGGUCGGACAAAUACAUCACAGUGAAUCACCAGUGUGUUAUGGCUAAAGGUAUCUAGAGCAAAUGAGAGCAAGGUAAUUUAGCACCCUGUAGUCAUGUUUAGUUUCCGCAAGAAAGACAAGGAGAAAGACAAGGAAGAGAAGGAAAGAAAAAAGAGGGAGAAAAAAGAAAAGAAGGAACUGAAAAAGAAACAUGAAAAAGAAAAAGAACCAAUGACCCAAGAGGAAUUAGAAAGACUAGAAGAUGUAAAGAAAGGAUUAUUUCGUAGGACAAGUGAUAAAAGGUCCUCAAAACAUGCUCAAGAGGAGAGCCAUAGGGGUGCCCCAAUGAAAGAGAGGGAGUCCCCACAGGGAACAAGUGACAGCAACUCCAGUCUUAGCUCGGCUGGCAGGUCGAGUUUCACUGAAAAAGAUGCAGGAGGAAUUAGUCCAAGAAAUGGAGAACCCCCAAAGAAACACCCAAAAAUUCCACCAAAAGUUCCACAUAAGCCAGCAAAGGGUAUCCUGAAAGGAAAAUCCAGCUAUGGGCCAGAAAUCCCAAAUCACGGUGUCACUGGUAAACCAGACGACUCUCUAACUGUGACUUCCAACACUAUAUAUAAUCUGCAAAUGUCAGGGCAGUUGCCAAAGAAAGGGGUGACCGAGGAAAAAAUCGAACCAACUUAUGAAAAUUGCAACCUGGCUGCAGCUGCUCUUCCAAAAGGCAGACACCAUGACGAGGUGGACUCCGCCAUUCCUCCAACUAUCCAGGAGGAGCCACAGAUCAACAGCAGGGAGAAGUCUUAUGAUAUUGACUUGAGACUUCCCGCCCUGAGUCCCCCUAAGCCACCACGUGUGAGGGAGGUGGUGCUCAAAAGACAGCCCGCUGGAGACUUUGGUUUCACCCUGCGGCGCGGGACCAUGCUACUCAGGGGGUUUGGGGACCCUGGAACACCCCUGAAGAAAAAUGUCAUCUUUGCCGAGCCAGGGGGGAAACAUGCCCACACAGGUUUACUCCCCGGGGACCGCCUGGUGCAAGUGAAUGGAGUAAAUGUGGAGGAUGCCAGUCGAGAGGAGAUAAUUGAUAUGAUCAAGAAGUCAGGAGAUGCCGUGGUGCUCCAUGUGCAGCCCAUCCCUGAGCUGAGCGAGCUGAGCCGGAGAUCAGGGCUUGAUGGAGUGGAUGUCAACCUCGGGGACAAGAAUGUGAAAGCUGGCAGUCUGCAGAGGAGUGGGAGUGUGCGGUAUAAGAAAACCACAGUAAGUACUACAGUUUUUGAUUGGUUUACUGAAGACAUUCCUGGCUUGAUUGCUUUGUAA
Molecule: messenger RNA, 1794 nt
Organism: Lingula anatina
Lineage: Eukaryota; Metazoa; Brachiopoda; Lingulata; Lingulida; Lingulidae
Product: unconventional myosin-XVIIIa
Biological process (GO): actomyosin structure organization
Cellular component (GO): myosin II complex; cytoplasm; myosin filament
Molecular function (GO): ATP binding; cytoskeletal motor activity; actin filament binding
Source: RefSeq, a predicted model, not a curated record